This is a messenger RNA of Tachysurus fulvidraco (yellow catfish), 2438 nucleotides long. RefSeq lists its product as uncharacterized. The transcript has 16 exons. The record is from RefSeq and is a predicted model, not a curated record. The coding region runs from base 128 to 1630 and encodes 500 amino acids. Lineage: Eukaryota; Metazoa; Chordata; Actinopteri; Siluriformes; Bagridae.
AUCUAUCUAUCUCACCAAAUACAUACUGUAUACCUCACCUGUAUCGCAUGUUUACCGAUGUGAAAAAACUACAGUAUGGGUUGCACUUUGCUUUAUCUAAUAAUUGCCUAAUAUUUAGAUUUCAGAUAUGGGAAAAGCUGUUAAGCGCACACGCUUCAGGAAUGUUAAGAUUAAGGUAAUGAGGAGGUUUAUCACUGGCCCUGCAAAGUUUUCUUACCUCGGUCAAGCUCCUCCUCAGCCCAACUCCAAACACACCCACUCUUUGGACCCUUCCACAUCUAUUACGCCUCAACAGGCUGAACCUGAUGAUGUGGCACCAAGCUGUAGUUAUGCAUGUUCUGAGACUGCAUACAGUAAGGCAAAGAAGAGAGAGCUUCAUGCCUGGGAUGCAGUCAAGGAUGACAUGCUUAAGGUGUCAUUUGAAUGUUCGGCACCAUUCACUACCCAGUGUGUUGUCUGCCUAGAAAAACAUGCUGAUUAUAGGUGCAUUGAGUGCAGCACCACUGCAGUGUUUUGUGAGGCUUGUCUGAAGAGGACUCACAGAAAUUCACUGCAUCUUCCUGAUAAGUGGAAUAAUGCCUACUAUGAGCCAUCCUCCCUGGGGUUAUUCCUAUAUUUACCUGAAGGCCAUAACACCCAUACUGUGUACACAAAGGACAUGAAGGUCAUUGUUAGCACAGGACGGCUCUGCACUGUCACAGUCAAAAUGUGUGCGUGUGAACCAGAAACCUGCACACUGCUAAGGUAUGGGCUCUGGCCAGCAACAGCCGACAAGCCCCAGACAGCCUUCUCUAUCUCUCUGCUUGAGCUUUUUGUUUGUCUGUCACUGGAGUGUCAGGUUUCUGUUGAGGGUUUUUGCAACACCCUGCGCUGGAAAAAUAACCUCACACUUGCAGAGGUCAACACCCUUUACAGAGCCCUGGUGGGAGAAUCCAUAUCCCAUUUUAGGCAUCACCACUUCAGACAAAGAAGUUUGGUAGAUGUUUGCCCACAAUUAGAUGAUGGGACCACAUGCCCAGCAUGUCCAAAGGCGGAUGGAGAUAUGAUCGUGACAUUGGAUGCCAACUUUGGCCUUGUGAGGAAGCAAAGCUCAGGGACAAGUGCGGUUGAGCCAUUACAUGGAACCCGCAUGUUUGUUGAUGAAAAGGAUGUAGAGGACUACCUGCUAUCACAUCUUGACAGCUCAAAGCCACACGAAGACUGCAGUAACUUUAAGGCUGGGAAUGUGUUGAGGUCACAACAACAAGCAAAGAAACUUGAUGUUACAGGAGUGUUUGGAGCAUCCUGUCGUCAUGAAAUGCCCCUAAUGUUUGUUAACAUGAGCCAAGGAGAACGAUUAGCCUAUCCCCUGUAUGUUAUUGAUGCGUUACUUCAAAGAUGUGAGGACAAGAACAUACACCUGCGAGUAGUCUAUGACAUUGCCUGUGUUGUUGCCUCACAUUUGCAGGGGAGGGCAUACCACACAACAUCUCCUUGGCCGUACCAGCAUUUCAUGUUUAUGGACACAAAUUGCCCUGCCAGAUCAAGUACAGUACCAGACGGCUCGAUGGGUUUGGGCUCACAGAUGGGGAAGGAAUGGAAAGGCUGUGGUCUUUCCUCCGAAGAUUUGCCAGAGUCACAAAGGAGAUGACUCCAUCUCAUCGCCUUGACCUACUGACUGAUGCCCUUUUGCAUUAUGGACGGAGGAAAUCAACUGACCUAGAAGUGCAGCUCCUGCAAAGACUAGACAAAGCAGAGAAAAUAUCGAUUCUCGCUCAAGAAGAUAUCUCAUCAGUCAUCAGAGAGGCACCAGUGUUGGUUUCUGAAGGAGACAUGGAGAGAUGGAAAAAAAGGGAGAUGGAGCUAGCCAACAGAAACAGAAACCAAUAAACACUGUCUGUAGAUGGAAAAGGGACUACAUCAUCAGACUGAUUCAGUUCUACAAGUUCAAAUGUGGGACUCGUGAGUCACACAAGGAGGGUGAAACAGAAAUUGAGGACUCUCUGCAGAACAUGGAGAAAAAACACCGCAUUAGGAGAAGAUGGCAAGAGUCUGAUUCAGACUUCCAGUCUACUCUUAAAGAUGUGGACCGUGAGCUCAGAGCUCCAACUGAUCUGCAAGGCUAGAACUGAAUCAAGGGAGAGAGCAGUCCUCCUCCACCUGAAAAGAAAAUAUCCAGAUGGGCAGGGCAUUGCCAUUAGACUCUCCAAGCAGGUAGCCAGCUCCAACAAGAGACUGAGACAGGCAAUAAAAGAAUACAACAGCAUUCAAUGGCCCCCGCAGAUGAGCAUCUUCCCUGCGACAAUUGAUUUUCAGGAAGCAUGUGAUCCCUCUUGGCAUGUCUACUUCUGCUUUGAUGACACUAUUGAAGAAGAUGAUAUUUCGAGGAGUCUAAAAAGGCGAGGGAUUGAUGCCUUACAUAUGAAGGCUCGGGAAGCUGAGGAAAAGCGCAUGCUUUA